ACUGUAGCUUGAGUAGGCUGCAGUUUUCCAGAAAUCCAUAAUCUUGCAGUUUUUGUAGGGAAUAAGUUUUUACAAUUAAUGAAUUAAGGAAAGCAAUUGCACAUUUUGUAUAUUGCACUUUCAAUACCAAAAGGAUUUCACAUUCAGGAAUGUCACAUGCCAAUAAUGGGAUGAAGGAAAGGCCAAGUACCAAAGACAGCUUUUAAGUCACUGAGCUUUUAACUGGGUGUUGGCAUGCACAAAGGAAAAGAUGCCUUGUUGCCUCACCACCAGUCAGAUGGCAGGAGUAACAAGGCACGAGUCACCAAACAAAAUUGUAUCUGGACCUUUAUGCUGAUCAUUGAGACAGUUAUAUAUGGUUCAUACUCCACAUUGGUGAACCUAGGAAAGGAAAAUGGAAAAUUACCAUUCAAAUCAGGCUCAGUUGUUCUUCUGAUAGAAUUUACAAAGUUGGUGACAUCAUGUGUGCUGUAUAUUCCGGAGUUUGUGAAGGGUGGAUACAGAUUACCAAAGGUUCCAUUGAUAUCUCUGAUCUCAUUUUCUGUACCGGCAGUAUUAUAUAUGUUCAACAACAAUGUAGCCCUAUACAUGCAGCUUCAGAUGGAUCCUACAACUUUUCAGGUGUUAAACAACCUGAAAAUAGCUACAACAGCGCUUCUUUACAAGCUUAUAAUCAAAAGAGAAAUUACAAGGCCACAAUGGAUAGCUCUUGGUCUUCUCACAUUAGCUGGUAUCUGUGAUAGUUACGGUGGAUUUGUCGAGCAGAAACUGGACCACCAUUCCCUCCCAAUAUUUAUCACUGUAACAGGCUUACUCAUGAUGUUUAUGUAUUGUUCUAUAUCGGGGUUUGCUGCCGUCUUUACAGAAUAUUUGCUUAAAAAACGAAAAUCUACCUCACUGCCCCUACAGAAUAUUUUGCUGUACGCAUAUGGAACGUUCCUGAAUGCUCUGACAUUACUGUGGCAAACAAAUACAUAUGAGGGAGAAGAUAAAGGUUUCUUUCAAGGAUUUACAGUUUAUACUUGGCUUAUAGUCCUUACUCAGGCUUCCAAUGGGUUAAUCAUGUCAGUAGUGAUGAAGCAUGGUAGUAACCUGACACGAUUAUUCAUCAUAUCCGGCGGCAUGCUGACAUCCACGAUAUUGUCCGUAUUUGUGUUUGGUACUGUGAUAAACGUGUUCUUCAUCAUAGCUGCAAUGCUCGUCGUGUCUGCAAUAUUUUUAUAUCAUCAUUGAUUUAAAAGAGUGAAUGUUAUUGACAUUAACGUAAGUUUUUUUGAAAAGGCCAGAUGGUCUUGCCUUUGUCCUCCAGUGUCAGUAAAUGGUCUUUUCUGCUGAAAGUGUUGGUCAGAUUUUACUUUUGAAUUUUGAUACAUACAUGUAGCUUUGUGUAUUGGUAACUGCAAUUUGCUUAUUAUUGAGAUUAGCGGCCCUGAAAAUCUGUGGAAUUAGAAAACAUUUAAAUAUCUGAAAAGUGGCUGGUUUAUGAAACAGUGGUCAUUCCUUAAUUUGGUUUGUGGCAUCUGUUAAAUGACCUCUUAUUAGGUUUGUUAAAGUGGGGGAGGGGGCAAAGUAAAGUUGGCUAGAUUAUUAGAGGCCACUAAGAGCUAAGAAUGAAAAUACCAAAUAAGUGGACAGAACUUUAUUUACAGGCCAAUAGAGCUGUGAAAUCAAAAUACCUUUCAAUGCCUUUUUGUGAAUAAGUAUAAGCCGCAAAACGUAUUUAAUGAUAAAACCAACAUAAUGGGUUAGCAACCAGCUUGGAUCCAGACUAGCAUGCGCAUCGGUGCAGUCUGAUCAGGAUCCAUGCUGUUCGCUAUCAGUUUCUCUACUUGUAAUAAAGAUGGUAAGUGAACAGCAUUGAUCCUGAUGUGACUGCGCUGAUGCGCAGGCUGGUCUGGAUCCAUGCUGGUCGCAAACCCACUAUGUUGGUUUUGUUGUGACAUGGAUCAAGUAGGGGAUUUCGUAGCAGAUAGUUACUGGUUACUCAUCCAGAACGGAUCACCAAGAUUAACUAAAAAUGUGUUGUAAUCGUGGUAAAAAAACAGACAGACGAACAAACAAAAUCAAGUUUGCUCAAAUUAUGGUAGCGGAACCCUAUCAGGGGCUACUCUAGCUAGAAAUUAGUGAAGAAAGUGUAGAAAUUCAUUUAUAUAUCUUCUCAUAUUUAUGUAAGCGAAAAAUGUUGAAAUUUAUUUAUAUACAUUUAUCUUCUCGUAUUUAUGUAAGUGUUUUAUGUUUUGUUUAAGAAAUCAGAUUUAUAUAAGGAAACUAGCCUUAUUUAACAUAAUUGUAUUAUCACCUUAGUGCAAUAAUCGGUUAACUGCUAAUAAAUUGCAUAAGGAGUUAACCGGUUACUGCAGUAAGGUGACGCUAUGUUGUUUUAAUGUCUUUGGUAAUGUUAUUGUACAUUUAAAGUCCUAGAGACUCUAAAAAAUUGUUCUUUUAUUUUAAUUAUAAACUUAAAUGUCUGUUUUUUUUAUGUACAAUUUUAAUCCAUUUUACUUAGGUAUAUGAUUAUUGUAUUUCAUAGCUAAAUUCUCAUUUAAGUUCAAACGGAUCCAAAUCACUUUGGCUAAUGUCCUUGUGGACAUUGUUCAUUUAGGAGGCCGUUUAUGAAACUUCCGACCCAACUCUGCCUUGUAUUUACCCCUACUGCUGCUUAUUUUACAUUUUUAUACCCACAUUUAAAUAAUUGAAUAUAGGGAGAAAAUGUUGUUUAUAUUAGCUUUAUUUCACAUAUGUAGUAAUUUAAUUACUAUAUUUUUAAAGUACACAUGCAAUUGUAUUAAAAUACAUAAUUGUAGGAAAAAAAGCUCCCGUUUGCUAGUGGAUAAAAAUUUGUUUCACAAAAACGCGCACUUUGAAUGCCAUCUUUGAACAACUUUAAAUCACUAGCUAUGAUUUAACCAAUUUUUUUUACACACAGGAUCUCUUCACUGUGUCUGUAGGGAGAGCACUGGAUUAGUCAUUCUUGGCAUAUUACAAUGUUUCAAAUUAAAAAGAAUGGCAUGUUUCUAAUUAAAAAGCAGGGUCUGUUUCAAAUAAAAAAGCAGGGCUUGUUUCAAAUAAAAAAGCAGGGCAUGUUUCUAAUUAAAAAGCAGGAUCUGUUUCAAAUAAAAAAAAAAGCAGGGCAUGUUUCAAAUUAAAAAGGACAUGUUUCAAAUUAAAAAGCAGUGUCUGUUUCAAAUAAAAAAGCAGGGCAUGUUUCAAAUAAAAAAGCAGGGUCUGUUUCAAAUAAAAAAAGCAGGGCAUGUUUCAAAUAAAAAAGCAGGGCAUGUUUCAAAUAAAAAAGAAGGGUAUGUUUCAAAUAAAAAAAGCAGGGCAUGUUUCAGAUAAAAAAAAAACAGGGCAUGUUUCAAAUAAAGAAGACAUGUUUCAAAUAAGAAAGCAGGGCAAGUUUCAAAUAAAAAAGAAGGGUAUGAUUCAAAUAAAAAAGCAGAGCAUGUUUCAUAACAAAGGUUAUGUUUCAAUGAAGAAUUUUUCAGAUUGAAAAAAAGGGCAUGCUUCAUGUUAAAAAUAAGUCCUUUAAACAUGUGCAGCAGUAUUACUUUAAACUUUUAACAGAAAUAGGGAUUUUUUUUUUUAAUAAAUUUAUAUUAAUAUAUCAUGUUUAUAUUAUAUUUUCAUACAUUAUGUAUUUAUAAGAAGUAGAUUUAUUAAGAUGUUAAAGAAUGAAAUCCAGCAUUGUAUUUGAUAUUUAUGCCCCCAUUUCGAAGGGGGUAUAUUGCUUUGCACUUGUCGGUCCGUCGGUCCGUAGACCAAAUGGUUUCCGAGUGAUAACUAAAGAACCCUUAGGCCUAGGAACUUCAAACUUGGUAUGGUGAUUGGUCAUGACAAGUAGAUGACCCCUAUUGAUUUUUGGGUCAAGGGGUCAAAGGUCAAGGUCACAUUGACCUUGUAAGCAAAAACGGUUUCCGAUCAAUAACUAAAGAACCUUAAGGCCUAGGAACUUCAAACUUGGUAUGGUGAUUUGUCAUGAUCAGUAGAUGACCCCUAUUGAUUUUGGGGUCAAGGGGUCAAAGGUCAAGUUCACAUUGACCUCAUGGGUAAAAACGGUUUCCGAUCAAUAACAAAAGAACCCUUAGGCCUAGGAACUUCAAACUUGGUAUGGUGAUUGGUUAUGACCAGCAGAUGACCCCUAUUGAUUUUGGGGUCAAGUGGUCAAAGGUCAAGGUCACAUUGACCUUGUAGGUAAAAACGGUUUCCGAUCAAUAACGAAAGAACCCUUAGGCCUAGGGACUUCAAACUUGAUAUGGUGAUUGGUCAUGAUCAGUAGAUGACCCCUAUUGAUUUUGGGGUCAAGGGGUCAAAGGUCAAGGUCACAUUGACCUCUUAGGUAAAAACAGUUUCCGAUCAAUAACUUAAGAACCCUUAGGCCUAGGAACUUCAAACUUGGUAUGGUGAUUGGGCAUGAUCAGUAGAUGACCCCUAUUGACUUUGGGGUCAAGGGGUCAAAGGUCAAGGUCACAUUGACCUCUUAGGUAAAAGCAGUUUCCGAUCAAUAACUAAAGAACCCUUAGGCUUAGGAACUUCAAACUUGGUAUGGUGAUUGGUCAUGACCAGCAGAUGACCCCUACUGAUUUUGGGGUUAAGGGGUCAAAGGGCAAGGUCACAUUGACCUUGUAGGUAAAAAUGCUUUCCGAUCAAUAACUUAAGAACCCUUAGGCCUAGGAACUUCAAACUUGGUAUGGUGAUUGGUCAUGACCAGCAGAUGACCUAUUGUUUUCAGGGUCAAGGGGUCAAAGGUCAUGUAACAUUGACCUUGUAGGUAAAAACGGUUUCCGAUCAAUUAACUAAAAACGCUUAGGCCUAGGAACUUCAAAAUUUGUAUGAUGAUUGGUGGUGACCAGCAGAUGACCCCUAUUGAGUUUUGGGUCAAGGGGUCAAAGGUCAAGGUCACAUUGAUGUUGUAAGUAAAAACGGUUUCUGAUCAAUAACUUAAGAACGCUUAGGCCUAGGAACUUCAAACUUGGUAUGGUGAUUUUUCAUGACCAGCAGAUUACCCCUUUCGAUUUUGGGAUCAAGGGGUCAAAGGUCAAGGUCACAUUGACCUUGUAAGUAAAAACGGUUUCUUAUCAAUAACUAAAGAACGCUUUGGCCUAGGAACUUUAAACUUGGCAUAGUGAUUGGUCAUGAUCAGCAGAUGACCCCUAUUGAUUUUGGGGUCAAAGGUCAAGGUCACAUUGACCUUGUAUGUUAAAACGGUUUCUGAUCAAUAAUAAAAGAACCCUUAGGCCUAGGAACUUCAAACUUGGCAUGGUGAUUAGUCAUGACCAGCAAAUGACCCCUAUUGAUUUUGGGGUCAAGGGGUCAAAGGUCAAGGUCACAUUGACCUUGUAAGUAAAAACGGUUUCUGAUCAAUUAACUAAAAACGCUUAGGCCUAGGAACUUUAAACUUUGUAUGAUGAUUGGUCUUGACCAGCAGAUGACCCCUAUUGAGUUUUGGGUCAAGGGGUCAAAGGUCAAGGUCAUGACCAGUAGAUACUUGAUAUCCCUUAUUAAUUGUUUGAUCACUGGGUCAGAAGUCAUGCAUAAUUACCUUAUCACAUGAAUAAUUGGCUGCUGAUAGGGGGCAUACAUGUUUUACAAAGAUAUCUUGUUUAAUUUUAUUUUAUUGUUUAUAUUAUGCUUAGAUAGUCUGUUACUAGACAUUGAUAAAAAAAAAUUGAAAUGUUAAAUUUAUGUCACACAGAUUUUUAAGCUUGACUUUUUAAAGAAUUAUGGGGAGCUAUAGUACUUACAAAGGCAUUGUGUCACACUUCGGUUAAGUUUUUGCAUGCAAAUUGAUACAUGUAUGUAUCUCUGAAACUACUGAAGGAAAUUUUUCUGUGUUUGAUUUUUAUAAAAUUUCAUGACUGUCUUUUUUUUUUUAACCGAAUAUAUUUAUAAUCAUAAUAUUAAUUGAAAUUGACUUGAUGAUGUUUUUUUUUUUGUACUAUGGCUGUCAGAAAUAUCUAGAUCAACAUAUGGGUGGCCCCAAAAGGGCUACUUUAUACAGAUGUUUAUCUUUUUAUAUUAAUUUAAAAAAAGUGUUUUAUGGUCAUUGCUUUAAACAAAUGUGCAAUUUAAUUCAUGUAUGGAUAAUAUAUAUGUUAAUUACUGUUUUUCUAUGUUAGUUAAACUGAAUAAAAGUAGAAUGUUAGUUAAACUGAAUAAAAGUAGACCUGUCAAACAAAAUUUUCAUUUCACUUUGGCAUACUGUUGUAGACUUAAGGUUCCAACCCUUUUCAAGAAAUUGAACUAAAAAAUUCUGUAGACCCAAAUGCUUUUAGUACUUAACUAAAUGGCUGAUACUUAACUAAAUGGCUGACUCAAAUUCUACCCAAUAGACUCCAGUGAGUUUACAUUUUGUUAUCAGUUUAUGAUUAUAACUUUUGGAAAUUGAAAUGAAUUUAUUUGCAUUAGCUGAAGUAAAAAUUGCAUGCCUCCAGAUAAGCCAAAGCUUCAAGAGAAUCAAACUUGAGAACAUUGUACUAUUAUUUUAUGAACAGUAAAGACAUUCAAGAUUAAAGCAAUGAUAUACAAGUUAUUUCUGAUUUAUUUCUUACUGAUUUUGCGAUUUUUAUCACCAUAUGUCUACAUAAAGGGCAAUUUUACAAAACUUGACCUCUUUCGGGUAAUUUAUCUGGAUGUUGAGCACUGAUUGUAAUGUGUACAUUAAUAUCGUUGUUCACUUCUCAAUAUUUUACUUUUAAAUAAAUUUUCAAUUUUUUCAUGAAAAUUAGCAUGAAUCUGGAGGCAUGCUGCUUUAACUUUUAGCUCGAAUAUUCGAUAAGAAUAAGUAGAGCUAUUGCAGUCACCCGAGCGUCGGCGUCGGCGUAACCACUUAUGUUAAAGUUUUUGUAAUAGUUCAAAUAUUUUCAAAGUCCAUAGACAUAUGGCUUUGAAACUUUGCACACUUGUUCACCAUCAUGACCCCAACCUGUAGACAGGAGGAGGUAACUCUAUCAAGCAUUUUGACAGAAUUAUGCCCCUUUUUCGACUUAGAAUUUACAUUAAAGUUUUUGUAAUACCUCAAAUAUUUUCAAAGUCCAUUGACAUAUGGCUUUGAAACUUUGCACACUUGUUCACCAUCAUGACCCCAACCUGUAGACAGGAGGAGGUAACUCUAUCAAGCAUUUUGACAGAAUUAUGCCCCUUUUUCGACUUAGAAUUUACAUUAAAGUUUUUGUAAUACCUCAAAUAUUUUCAAAGUCCAUUGACAUAUGGCUUUGAAACUUUGCACACUUGUUCACCAUCAUGACCCCAACCUGUAGACAGGAGGAGGUAACUCUAUCAAGCAUUUUGACAGAAUUAUGCCCCUUUUUCGACUUAGAAUUUACGUUAAAGUUUUUGUAAUAGUUCAAAUAUUUUCAAAGUCCAUUGACAUAUGGCUUUGAAACUUUGCACACUUGUUCAACAUCAUGACCCAAACCUGUAAACAGGAGGAGGUAACUCUAUCAAGCAUUUUGACAGAAUUAUGCCCUUUUUUCGACUUAGAAUUUACGUUAAAGUUUUUGUAAUAGUUCAAAUAUUUUCAAAGUCCAUUGACAUAUGGCUUUGAAACUUUGCACACUUGUUCACCAUCAUGACCCCAACCUGUAAACAGGAGGAGGUAACUGUAUCAAGCAUUUUUUUUACUAUCAAGCACUAAGAAUAGUCGAGCGUUGCUGUCCUACCGACAGCUCUUGUUAUGGAUGUUAAAAUAAAUUCUUUAACACUUAUAACACUAAGUAUUUUGAAUUGACUUUUGUGCAUGUUUGAAUCUGGACAUAACUAUUCAUCAUUUUUUAGUUUAUGUAGUUUUGUUCAGAUUUAAAGGUAAACAAGUCCAUUUAAAGGGACUUCACUGAGGUUUUUUUCACAUGACGAGACAAGAUAAAUUUUCAAGAUUAAUUCUUUAUUUGGUGUAUGCUUCGACCAAUAACUUUUUUGCACAAUUUCAUAUCAUUUGCUCACUUUGUUUUUCCAGGAUAAUUAUUAUGAUUGUGAAAAUUGAAAAGCAUUGCAACACUUUUCACUCAAAUUUGACUAAAAAUAUAAAAAAUAUAAUAUGAUUUUCAAUAUAUUUUUGAGUAUACAUUGUAUUUCUUUGAUUAUGUUUUGCAUAUCCUUAUAUGUUUUAAGUGCCCCAACUGAUCAUUGUAAGGACUUCAAAUUUUAUGUUUUCAGGCUUUAAGACCUCAGUGGAGUUCCUUUAAGUUAAGUCUCGUAAUAUAUGAGAAUAGGUUUAAGAAGUAUCAAGGCAACAUUGUUGAACAUCCACUAGUGUUUCAAAUAUUCUUAUUUAUGUUGUAAAAACAUGAUUUUUUGCUUAUUUUUAUUUAUAAGAAUACCAAAGAAUAAUCUGUGUUAUUGUUUACUUGUACUUUGCUUUAUAUAUGUCAGAUCUUCUUACACUCUAUUGUGUUUUGUUUAAGGAUUAAAUCUUAACAAACUUU
This is a messenger RNA of Ruditapes philippinarum (Manila clam), 8420 nucleotides long. RefSeq names its product probable UDP-sugar transporter protein SLC35A4. The transcript is spliced from 10 exons. The record is from RefSeq and is a predicted model, not a curated record. Gene Ontology annotation, biological process: pyrimidine nucleotide-sugar transmembrane transport. NCBI's taxonomy places the organism in Eukaryota, Metazoa, Mollusca, Bivalvia, Venerida, Veneridae. Gene Ontology annotation, molecular function: pyrimidine nucleotide-sugar transmembrane transporter activity. Bases 235 to 1233 code for a protein of 332 amino acids. Gene Ontology annotation, cellular component: Golgi membrane.